Cuscuta europaea is the source of this 4095-nucleotide messenger RNA. The record is from the annotation of a GenBank genome assembly. NCBI's taxonomy places the organism in Eukaryota, Viridiplantae, Streptophyta, Magnoliopsida, Solanales, Convolvulaceae.
GAACAAGACAGCUCCCUUGGUCUCCACUCUCCCGUGCACAAUAUGAAAUGCAGGAGGUAAAAAAAAACCCGAAAAUUCUUCCAGUGCAUUCCAUUUCACUUUUGCUAAUCGCGAGGCGGAGCUUUGAGAUAAACCCUAAACAUUUCCAUUGACGUGGGUUGCAGAUAACUGAAGUCCAGUCAAUAUGAGCGAUGGCCCAGGGACUAGCAGUAGAAAAGAGAAAUCAAAUGGAUCAGAACCGAUGGAUAUAGAGUUUGCAGAUCUUGAAUUUGAUGAGGAUGAUGAUGAAUUUGAUGAGCCUCUUGAUGCAGCUGCUCUACACGAAAUGAAUUUAAACAAAAAGAAAUUGGUUGAUUUUUGCAAAAAAGUAUCCACUUCAUUCUUUGACAAGUUUGGUGUGAUCAGUCACCAGAUCAAUUCUUACAACGACUUCGUCAAACAUGGGAUCCAGAGAGUUUUUGAAUCGAUUGGGGAAAUCACAGUUGAGCCUGGGUAUGAUCCAUCCAAGAAGGGUGAUAAUGAGUGGAGGUAUGCAUCAAUAAAGUUUGAAAAGCCGACCCUCAUUCCACCAACUUACUGGGUUGGAGAAAAAUUCUCUCAAGAUGGCGAAGAAGAAUCUCUGCAGUUGUUGCCCCGACAUGCCCGCCUUCAGUUCAUGACAUAUGCUGCUAGGAUAACAGUUCAUGCUCGUGUUAAGGUGUACACUAAAAAACGAGUCCGGAGUGACAAGUUUAAAACUGGAGUAGAGCAGUAUGUCGAAGAUGAAUGCCUGUCGGAUGAAACUAUGCCUGGAGUCGUAAUUGGGAGUAUACCCGUGAUGGUGAACUCUGACCUUUGCUGGAUGAGUAAAGGAAACAAGAAGCCGGAUUGUGGAUAUGAUCACGGUGGAUACUUCAUCGUAAAAGGGGCCGAAAAGACUUUCAUUGCUCAGGAGCAAAUAUGCUUAAAAAGACUUUGGGUAGCUAAUACUCCAAAUUGGAUGGUUUCAUAUCGGCCAGUUUCCAAGAGGAAAAGAGUGUACAUAAAGUUGAUAGACUCCCCAAAAGUUGAGAAUGUGGUGAGUGGAGGAGAAAAAGUCCUGAAUGUGUAUUUUUCCGUGACAGAAAUGCCCAUCUGGAUAUUCUUCUUUGCACUUGGUGUGUCCUCCGACAAAGAGGUGGUCAACUUGUGUAAUGUGGAUGUGGAGGAUGCUGCAAUUGUGAACAUAAUUGUUGCUUCCAUCCAUGAUGCUGAUAAUAAGUGUGAGUCCUUCAGAAAGCAGGCAGUAGCUCUUAGCUAUGUCUCUGAUCUUAUGAAGAGCUGUAAAUACCCUCCUCAAGAAUCUGUCGAAGACUGCAUAAACAACUUCCUGUUCCCUAAUCUCAACACUUUUAAGAAGAAGGCCCGCUUUCUUGGAUAUAUGGUGAAGUGUCUCUUUCAGGCUUAUACUGGUCGUAGAAAAGUGGACAAUAGAGAUGAUUUUAGGAACAAGAGGGUGGAACUUGCUAGUGAGCUGCUCGAGCGAGAGCUGAGAGUGCAUCUUAAACAUGCUGUGAGGCGUAUGACCAAAGCAAUGCAAAGAGAUCUCUAUGGAGAUAGGCAGUUGCAACCGAUUGAACACUAUCUCGAUGCAUCGAUAGUCUCUAAUGGUCUAUCGAGGGCAUUCUCCACUGGGGCAUGGUCACACCCGUAUAAAAGAAUGGAGAGGCUAUCUGGUGUUGUGGCAAACCUUAGACGAACUAACCCAUUGCAAAUGACGGCUGAUAUGAGGAAAACACGUCAGCAAGUGUCGUACACAGGGAAAGUUGGUGAUGCUAGAUACCCGCAUCCAUCACAUUGGGGAAAACUUUGCUUUCUCUCUACCCCAGAUGGAGAAAACUGUGGACUGGUUAAAAAUUUGGCCAGUUUGGGUCUUGUCAGCAUGACAAUUCUGGAACCGUUUCUCGAUAAACUAUUUGAAUGUGGAAUGGAGCCAGUAGUAGAUGAUACUUCAACAAUACUCCAACGAAAGCACAAAAUAUUUCUUGAUGGAGAUUGGGUUGGAGUGUGUGAAGAUUCUGUAUAUUUUGUCUUAAAACUAAGGCGUAUGCGGCGGAGGGGUGAACUCCCAGUUCAGGUUGAAAUCAAACGAGAUGAACAGCAGAAGGAAGUGCGUAUAUUUUCUGAUGCUGGGCGAAUCCUACGCCCACUUCUUGUUGUUGAAAAUCUGAAGAAGAUUCAGUCUCUGAAAGAUGGAGAGUCCUUUCAGUCUUUUCUGAACAGUGGGAUAGUUGAAUUCAUUGGUGCCGAAGAGGAAGAAGACUGCCGAACUGCUUGGGGAGUUGACCAUCUCUUGGAAGCCAGCAAGGAGGAUCCACCUGCAAAGUAUACACACUGCGAGCUUGACUUGUCAUUCCUGUUGGGUUUGAGCUGUGGGAUUAUCCCUUUUGCAAACCAUGACCACGCAAGGAGGGUUUUAUACCAGUCUGAGAAGCAUAGUCAGCAAGCCAUUGGUUUCUCCACUCUAAACCCAAACAUUAGAGUAGAUACUAAUACCCAUCAAAUGUAUUAUCCGCAAAGGCCUCUUUUUCGUACCAUGCUGUCUGAUUCUCUUGGAAAGCCUAAAGAUUCCCACUAUCACAAAUCGAUGCUUCCACGGCCCGAAUACUACAACGGGCAAUGUGCAAUUGUGGCAGUCAAUGUUCACCUUGGUUACAACCAAGAGGACUCUUUAGUGAUGAAUCGUGCUUCACUAGAGCGUGGUAUGUUUAGGUCGGAGCAUAUUAGGAGUUACAAGGCAGAAACUGAGAGUAAGGAUGGAUCAGGAAAAAAGAUGAAACUUGAAGAUGCAGUGAUUUUUGGAAAGACUCAAAGUAAGAUAGGACGUGUUGACUGUCUGGAUGAUGAUGGUUUCCCAUUCGUCGGUGCUAACCUUCAGAGUGGUGAUAUUGUCAUUGGGAAAUAUGCAGAGUCAGGGGCUGAUCACAGUGUGAAACUGAAGCAUACGGAAAGAGGCAUGGUUCAAAAGGUUAUGCUUUCUGCAAACGAUGAUGGAAAAAAUUUCGCUGUUGUGUCUUUGAGACAGGUACGUUCUCCUUGUCUUGGAGACAAGUUUUCCAGUAUGCAUGGGCAAAAGGGUGUUCUGGGUUUUCUUGAAUCUCAGGAGAACUUCCCCUUCACAGUGCAAGGGGUAGUUCCUGACAUAGUUAUAAACCCACACGCAUUCCCUUCACGUCAAACACCAGGCCAACUUCUAGAAGCGGCCUUGGGAAAGGUCAUUGCGUUGGGAAAGCACAUUGGCCAUCGAUCAGAUCUUAAAUAUGCAACUCCAUUCUCCACUCCCUCUGUUGAUGAAAUAACAAAGAACCUUCAUAGUCUUGGGUUCUCAAAAUGGGGAACUGAGAGAGUGUACAAUGGGAGAACCGGCGAAAUGAUCCAUUCCUUGGUUUUCAUGGGCCCAACAUUCUACCAACGGCUUACGCACAUGGCAGAGGAUAAAGUGAAGUUUCGGAACACUGGGCCAGUCCAUCCCCUUACCCGGCAGCCCGUGGCCGACAGGAAACGAUUUGGAGGGAUCAAAUUCGGGGAGAUGGAACGAGACUGCCUCAUCGCCCACGGGGCCGCUGCUAACCUGCAUGAACGGCUCUUCACGCUCAGUGAUUCUUCCCAGAUGCACAUAUGCAGGAAGUGCAAAAACGUGGCAAACGUGAUUCAACGCCCUGUUCUUGGUGGCCGUAAGAUUAGGGGACCCUAUUGCAGGUUCUGUGAAACCGUGGAGGACAUUGUGAAGGUGAAUGUGCCUUAUGGAGCUAAGCUGUUGUGUCAGGAGCUCUUCAGUAUGGGGUUAUCCCUGAAAUUUGAUACUGAGGUGUGCUAAGCCAAGCGGCUAUAGGGCAAGGCUUCAGCCAGGACAAGUAGGGGAACAAGUUGAUGGAAGAUAGUUCUUUUUAUGUUUUAGGCUGCUAAUGCUCCUUUUCAACACUCUUAUUUAAGAACUCUGAUGUAUGCCAGUAGGAACUUUUGUAAAACCUUCCGAUCCUUGAUAAAUUGACCUAACCAUGAACCUGAGGGUUUGCGAAAGGUCGUCUCUUACAUUUUUACGCGUUCAGAUUAUAUUAGAUGAAUAUGCUUAUGCUA